AUGCAGACGGUAGAGUGUGGAACUAGUCCUGAGCUGUUCCUCGCAAGGAUCAUAGUACUCUUGAAGUGCUUUAAAUGGCUCUCAGGGUCAGAGUCCCCCUUGAAAGGAGUGAUGGACGGUGUUGUGAACCGUUUUGGAGGUGCGGCCUGCUCCACCUCGUCGGUGAAGGGUGAGGAGUUUACUUGA
This is a messenger RNA of Prunus armeniaca (apricot), 186 nucleotides long. The record is from the annotation of a GenBank genome assembly. Lineage: Eukaryota; Viridiplantae; Streptophyta; Magnoliopsida; Rosales; Rosaceae.